This is a messenger RNA of Phragmites australis (common reed), 1073 nucleotides long. Its product is annotated as ABC transporter G family member 25-like. The coding region runs from base 398 to 838 and encodes 146 amino acids. Lineage: Eukaryota; Viridiplantae; Streptophyta; Magnoliopsida; Poales; Poaceae. The record is from RefSeq and is a predicted model, not a curated record. The transcript has a single exon.
GAAUUUUUGAUAAAUCCUAGUUUUGGCUCGUGGGCUUAUGUCUGGCUCAUUCUCUCUCUCAGCCACUCGUUCUCUAUCUUAUCUCUUCGCCACAACAACCUCUCUCUUAUUUCUUCGCCUUUCUCUCUCAGCACUGGAGCUCCAUCCCCAAAUCUCCCAUCUCUCGGUGUUGGACCUUGAGCUCUCUCCCCCACCCACUGCCCGACCUCCUGCCCACCCUAAUGCUCCACCUCCCUCCCCUGUUGGCCCCAACGCCUGAGCUCCAUCUCCUUUCCCCUUUCCUUGCCACCGCUCGUCAACACGCCAGAGCCAACGCAGUGGUUGAGGGUGGGACGCCGGGCUGCCUCGCGCGCCGUACCUACCCUUCGCCACCUGCACGCUGGCCGCGGUCAAGGCGAUGGCCGCGCAGGUCGUCAUCGCCGAGCUGGGCUUCGCCGCAUGCGUUGACACCAUCGUGGGCAAAGCGUUCGUGCGCAGCGUGUCCAGCGACGAGCGGAAGUGGGUAAGCAUCAGACACGAGAUGCUCGUGAACUCGAGCCUGAUCAUCCUCAACGAGCCCACAUCGGGGCUCUACUCAACCGCCGUUGUGCGCCUCGUAGCCACACUCUUGGCGCUAGCCCGCAAGGGCCGCACAGUGGUGCUGUCCGUACACCAUCCGUCCUCUCGCGUGUACUGCAUGUUCGACUCUGUGCUGCUACUUGCCGAGGGCAGUUGCCUCUACUACAGCGCCGGCUGUGACGCCAUGGACUACUUCAUGUUCUGUGGCCGCGACGCCAGACUACUUUGUGCAUGGCAGAUCAAGGUCGAGCCGAGCAGGGGGAGCAGGCACGGGGCCUAGGGGGUGCGAUGGUUGCGGCAGUCUGAGCCGACUCAUUUAUUCUUUUCUGCCGAGAAUCUUUUCAGUACCGUCUUGUAAUCAUAGACCAACAUUAAGCUUCUAGGAAAUUUUUUUUAGUGUCGAUUGAUAACUAUAGACCGAUACUGAUACUUAUUAUCAAUGUCGGUUCAUAAAUCGGUACUAAAAAUUAUAAACUAUUAGUGCCGGGUAAUCAGUAUCAGUUUAAAAAUCGUCA